GUCCCAACCCUAUCCCUGAAAGCCACGUCCAAGGGAUGACCGGCGCCGGGACCAAUCUUGUAUUCCACACCACCCCUCUGCCUGCCCUCGCUUGCAUCUCCAGCUGCUGUUUGCGCAUGCACUGCGGGACGGCCUUUGGGCUACGUACUCCCCAGGAAAUCCCCGGAGCUCUUGAGGCGCAUAUGAGCCCGGUGCUCGGCCAGCAGCCUUGCCAGCAGCUCCAGCCGUGCGCCCUUCGCCUACCUGUGACAGCGCAGCGGCGGUAGCAAGCUCGAUGGGGAUCCAACCCUCAAAUUACAUAUACGAGACGCCGCAUCAGUAUCAGUUUGGCGAGCGUCGGACAACAGUGACCAACUCCACGCGAGGAAGCGUGGGACAUGGAGUUUCUUGAGUGGCAACCUCCCAGGCGAAAGCUGCAGAAUUCAUUUAUGCAUCAUGUAGCAUGGCACUUUCAUUGUAUGCGAUAUGUGCAGAAUGUGCUGCACUAAGGGGCGAUUGAAAGCCGCAUCAUGCGGCGAAACCCAAACAUCCGAGAGCAUUUGCUCAGUCGGACAAUACGCACUAUUACAAUGCGCAUAAUUUCAUAUCUAUUGCAAAGCGAAUUUGCGUCAUGCUAGUCGGCGUUGGUUAUUAAUAACCGGCCCGACCUACCUAGUGGUGAAGUCUCCUGUCGAUAUUUCAUACAAAAAUAUUGUGCUUUCCUAUGCGGCUAAAGGCAGGGAGCUAGCUGACUGCAAAGUCAAAUAUCCUGCGAACUCAGGCUCUCAGGCGAGUGCGCGCUGCUGGACUGCAACAUGGUCGCCGGCAGCUCUGAAACAAGAUCAAUAGAUAAUGCGCUGUUAAGUAGCCAGGACCUUGGCGCGCUGGGCUUCCUGGCGCAGCUUUCCAACCAAUUGUCAGUCGGCCAGCGACGAGGGCCGAGGCGCCACAGGUGGACCAUCACCGGCGGGGCAGCUCACGGCGAGGCCGGCCGGGGCCUGCCAGCAGCUGCCAACUCAGUAGCCUCGGAGGAUGGCAGCAGCGCCAGCUUCAGGACCUCGGCGAGCGGUGUCAGGCGCGAGAUGCCGCCGACGGACGUCAUUGCGUUCAUGACGAUUGCGACGCCGACCGCCAGCACCACCAGCACCAGCUCAGCCGCCCCUCAGUCGCACAGCCAGACUCGCCCCCACCCCGACGCUCGCUCGCAGGCCGGGCACCCCCGCCCCCUAGGCCAGCACCCGCACCCACACCAGCAACACCCUCGGGACCCCCACCCCCUGCUGCCGCCUCCCGCCGGUGCGGUGGGGCUGGAGCUGCCGGUCCACAUGCGCCCCAACGCGCUCUACCUGGCCGCCGCCGCCGCCGCCGGUGGAGGAUGGGGUGGGGGCACGGGCCACGUCAUCACGGGCGGCCCCACGGGCCACAGGCUCGGCAUGAGCGCGGACCAGGAGGGGGCGGCGGCGGCGGCGGUGGGCCCGCACCAGCAGCACCAGCAGCACCAGCACCACCAGCACCACCCGCAGCAGCACCACAAGCACCAGCACCAGCACCCGCAGCACCCGCACCAGCAGCGCCACCCGCACCAGCAGCACUGGCGUGGCGAUGAGCCCGCUCGCCCCAGUGGGGACACAUCGCAUCAGCAGCUGCAACAGCAAAAACAACUACACCACCAACAACAACAGCAACAGCAACAGCAACAGCAACAACAACAGAGGAGUACGCAGCAGCACCGCUGGAGCGAAAGCGGGCUUGGUGGCGGCGGCGGCGGUGGCUGCGGGCGGGGGUCAGGGGCAUCAGCAGGGGCCGCUGCCGCACCGCUGGAGCCACAGCGGGCGCGGGGCGGGGCAGCAGCCGCAGCAGCAGCUGAGGAGCCCGGCGCCGCCGCCGCCGCCGCAGCGGCCGCCGCCGCCAGCACCACCACCACCACCACGGAAACCUCUGUGCCGGCACUGCGCAUCCGGCCUGUGGUGGUGGUGGGUGGCGGUGGGGGUGGGGGCUGCAGGGGGGCGGCGCAAACAGCAGUAGCAGCAGCAGUAGCAGUAGCAGCAGCAGCAGCAGCACCGGCCCAGCCGCCACAGAUGUCCAGCCGUAGCAGUGGCGGCACGGGUGGCGGGCAGCAGGCGCCGUUGGUACGACAACAGCAGCAGCGGCAGCAGCAGCAGCAGCCGCCACAACAGCAGCAGCAGCAGCUCCCUCCACCCCUGUUCUCCCAGUUGGACACCUUCUCCUCCAUGGACGGCGGCGGCGAGGGCAGCACCACCGCCGCCACCACCCCCACCACCGCCGCCACCGCAGCGUUUGCCGCCACCGCCACCGCCACAGCCGUGGUGGUGGCGGAGCGCCCGCAGCAGCAGCAGCAGCAGCAGCAGGUGCUGCACACAGCAGUGCUUCAGCAGCAGGGUGGGGAGCAGGCGGCCGUGGCCUGCUGGCGAAGCAGUAGUAAUGGCGGUGCCGGUGCUGCCGCUGCGGCCGGGCCUUCUGCCGCCGCCGCCACCGCCGCCGCUACUGCCGCCGCUGCCGCCGCCGCUACUGCUGCCGCCGCUACUGCCGCCGCCGCAGCUGCCCCCGUCCCGGCUGCUGCUGCUGCGGGGCGGCGGCUGCUGUCACCGCCGCCCUCCGACGCAUCCUCAUCCACACUGGCCUCCAUUUCCAGCGCCGCCGCCACCACAGCAGCCACCACCAUCACCACAAUCACUACCAUAACCACCAGCAGCAGCAGUAGCAUCGAUAGCGCCGCCGCCGCCGCCGCCUCGCGCUGCCCUGCUGUAGCCUCAGCCGCCGCCGCCGCCAAGCCCCUGUUGCCGCCGCCGCCGCCCCUGCCUCUGCCCCCGCCGCUGCCGCUGCCGACGGUCGCCACCACCGCCACCGCCGCCGCCGCCGCCGCCAUCACCCGCCGCCCCACCGCCGCGGCGCCGCCGCCCCGGCCCACGCCCGCAAUCCAGUGGCGGGGGCCGCCGCAACCGCAGCAACCCCGCGGCUCCCACUCCGCAACGGCGGCAGCCGACGCCCUAGGCAGUGGUGGCGGCGGCGGUGCCCUCGGCGGCGGCGGCGGCGGCGGGAUGCUGGCGGCGCUGCGCAGCAGCUUCCGGCGCCUCCGCCGGCGGGACGCACAGCAGCAACAACAGCCGCCGGCGGCGUGCCCCGCUGCUGCUGCUGCUGCUGCUCCCGGGCCAACUGCGGAACUACUGCGCGCUGAGGCUGCUGUGAUGCCAGCGGCGAAAUCAGCGGCCAUCACCUCUCCGGGCGGCGGCGGCGGCGGGCCCGAGGCUGCUGCUGCGGCGGCGGGGGGCGGCGGCGGGCGGGGUGGCGGCGCGCUGCUUGCCGCGACCGCCUCCCUCCGGCGCCUGCUGCAGCCUCAACCACCUCAGCCACCUCAGCCGCAGCCGCAGCCGCAGCCGCCGCGGGCCCUGCUGCGCCGCAACGCCACGGAACCGGAGAUGGGCUCCCGCGUGCGUGCAGCUGCUGCUGAGGCGGCAGUGGCGGCGGCGGCGGCAGCUGCUGCCGCAGAGGCGGCGGCGGCAGCGGCGGCGGCUUCGCGGGCUCAUCAUCAGGCUCACCCGCGCCACCAGCAGCUGCAGCUGCAGCCGCCACGCCCCGGGCCACGUGCGCCGCCGCCGCUGGCCCGCAUUCGGCCGGUGCCUGUCCCCCCACCUCCCCCUCCACGAAAUGCUGCCGCCCCUGCUACUGCCGCUGCUGCGGCCCACAUCCUGAAGCGGUCGGUAACCACCGGGCGGCUGCGGGGGGCGGCGCCGCCGCCGCGGUUUAGCGAUGGCGGCGCUGCCUGUGGGCCGCGUGCCCGUACCGCUGCAGGUGCUGCCGGCGAUGGGGGUGACGUCAUCAGCAGCAUCAGCAUCAACAGGAGUGCUGGCGGCGGCGGCGGCGGCGAGGAUGUUGGCGGCGGCGGCGGCGGCGGCGGCGGCGGCGACGGUUGGCGCGGCUUCGUGCGGCAGCUGGUGCGGCGCGUGUCGCUCAAGGGCCGGCGGCAGCAACAGCCGCAGCUGCAGCAGCCCACAGCAACCGCCACCAACCGCCCGAGCGAGCCCGGCGGCCGCGGCGGUUGUAACGGUAAUAACGGCUACGGCAGUUAUGGUCACGGCGCGGCAGCGGCCGGUUAUUACCCUAAUCUGGGCAGUCCCGAUGAUGAGGGGUACGGUGCGGGGGCGGGCGGCGGCGGCGGCGCGGCUGCCGUGGCGGCGCGGCGGUCUGCUGCUGCUGCUGCUGCCGCUACUGCUGCGGCUGCUGCUGCCGCUACUGCUGCUGCUGCUGCUGCUGCUGCUGCUGCUGCUGCUGCUGCUCAGCAGCGCGCCCUGCUGGCCCGGUCCCGUGUGGCGCGUGUGCCGCGGCGCUCCGUGCUGCACAUCCCGGACCACGUGCUGGCGGCGUUGGCGGCCCUAGCGGCGGCGGCGGCGGAGGAGGAGGCGGAGGCGGAGGCGGAGGCGGAGGUGGAGGCGUUGGAGGUGAAGGGGGCUGGACGGGUGUCGGGAUUGGCAGCGGGGGCGCUAGGCGCUCACGCGUGAGUAGAGCAGGCAGAGGGGAGCGUGGGUGUGUUGGCGGGUUCAUGCCCGCGUAAAGCUUUGUAAAAGUUUCGCAGCAGUCAAAGGCCUUUUGGGUGUCUAAGCAUGGGUGUAUGUGAGACACUGAGACUGCUGUCACGGCGGGGGACUGGGGGUGGGUGUUUUACUAAAUUAUGCAUUUCUGUGGUCCUUGAAUUUUGUGAGCGUGAGCGCGAGCAUGCGAAUACGUGUGAGUAAACAGGCGCAGCAGGAUGGAUGGAGGUGUCAGCAGCGAUCAAGGGUACCGUGGUAGGCGGCACGCAUGCAGCGGCUGGUGGCGCUUGGGUUGUUCGUGGGUGAUGGCAGCGUGCCACAUGACGUGUGUGCGCCUGCAGGAUUGUGUUUCGACAAUGAUACCCUCGGAUCAAAGUACUGCCAAUGUAGCUUGUGUGUAUAUAUGUGUGUUGCCUGAGUGCGUUAAUUGAUGUGUGUUGUACAAUGCGCAAUGCAGCGCGCGGCAGCGCCCAGCAGUGGUGCAGCUCCCGCCGUGCGUGUGUGUGUGUGUGUGUGUGUGUUUCAUCAACGUUGAUUGGGCAGGCGGGAACCGGACUACAGGGCGGUGGCAGGGCGGUGGCAGGGCAGGGGCAGAUUGCAUUGGUUACAAGAGGGACCUGCUGACACAGGGGCAGUAGUGGGGCACAAACCGCAAGAGGUGUACAGGGGAAGAGGGAGCACCAGGCGUGACCGAAUGCGACGGAGGCGGAGGUGGCCCAGGGGCGCAUCGGAACAGCCUUCAUGACUCAUGUGUGGUGGCCAACGGCCCUCUGUUACCCGAUUGCG
Chlamydomonas reinhardtii is the source of this 5312-nucleotide messenger RNA. RefSeq lists its product as uncharacterized. The coding region runs from base 795 to 4496 and encodes 1233 amino acids. The transcript has a single exon. Lineage: Eukaryota; Viridiplantae; Chlorophyta; Chlorophyceae; Chlamydomonadales; Chlamydomonadaceae. The record is from RefSeq and is a predicted model, not a curated record.